AUGACCAAUAGCAUUCCUGUUGACGGUAGCGUAAUGGACGGAAGCGUUUCGAUCGACGGGCAGCUUUCGCCCUAUUCGCACCACGGCGUGCACUGCGCGCUCGCCCUGUCGCACGUUCUUCUCGGCGGGCGGUUGCGCGCGGCGACCAUCAUUUUCUCGCCCGUGUCUGGGUCCAUUCUCCACGUGGCCCCAGGCAUUCUUCUGCACGCGGACGAAGUUAUCGCGCGGUUUGACGUGGGCGAGCUCCGUGACGUGUCGCCCAAAGUCAUCAUGCCCGGUUUGGUCGACGCACACGUACAUUUGAAUGAGCCUGGCCGCACCGAAUGGGAAGGUUUUGCCUCGGGCACACAAGCCGCUGCCGCGGGCGGAGUCACUACAGUGGUGGACAUGCCGUUGAACGCAGUGCCGCCCACCACCACCGCCGCGCACUUUGCCCAAAAAAUCGCCGCCGCGCGCGACCAAACUUGGGUUGACGUUGCCUUCUGGGGCGGCUUGGUGCCAGACAAUUUGGACGACUUGCUCCCUUUGAUCCGCAUGGGCGUUCGUGGAUUUAAAGGAUUUUUGAUUGAUAGCGGUGUUGACGAGUUCCCCGCCAUUACGCCCCGGUACAUCGAACAGGCUAUGCGUGUGGUGGAAGGCGAGCGUACGGUUUUGAUGUUCCAUGCGGAGAUGCAGCCCCAUAACCGAGUGCCAGUCUACGUGGAGCAAAGUGCGGGCGCGCCCCGUUUGGUGCGCGCUGCGUUUGAGGUGGGCGAAGACGAUGAUGAAACGCCCGACAUCAGCGACCAUGAAAGCCACGACGCCUACGUUAAUGGCCACGAGAGCAAUGGCGUUCUUGGCAAAGAGCUUUCGAAAGCAAACGUGGUGAAUGGGGCCGACGACGUGGAAAGUCUUGAACGCACAAAAUCGUCAGAGUCGCUUGACGCUUUAGACCUAGGCAUGUCUGCGUCCUUCAUUUCGCGCGCACCGGCGCCCGUGGUGGAGCUUCUUGAUUCGCACCGCGCGCCCAGCUCGGAUCAUGCGCUCUGCCGCUUGCCCCAUAACCACGCGGGCCUGAUCCAGCCACAGGAUCUUUCCCAUGAACAAGCUCUUGCGUUGGCCAAGUCGCCAUAUCUUCAGGCGUCGGAGCCCCAAUUUGGUCGGCUUGCGCGCUUGGCCAACCCAAACCACGACCAGCUUGCGCGUAACCAGUUGACACUGCCGCUCGCGAAGCCGCUCGACUUUGACUCGCACAAACUUCUUGAAAACGCAACCGACCCAUUGCUGUUGGCCCGUGCCGACGACCAUACUUUGGACUCGGUCGAUGCCACUUUGUACGCGUCGUUUCUUGCCUCCAGACCCGACAGCUUUGAAACCACAGCCAUUGCCGAAAUCAUCUCUUGUCUGAUGCAGAACCCGCGUGUGCCGCUCCAUAUUGUGCACUUGGCCACCCAUGAGGCGGUGCCAUUAGUGCGCGCGGCCCAAGCUCGAGGCUUGCCUGUUUCUGCGGAAACUUGCUUCCAUUAUCUUUCGCUCUCGGCGGAGAAAAUAUCAAACUGCUCGACACACUUCAAAUGCUGUCCGCCCAUCCGGACAGAUGCCAACCGCAGACUUUUGUGGCGGGCAUUGCGUAACGGCGUUAUUUCGACUGUGGUUUCCGACCAUUCACCUUGCACGCCGGACUUGAAGGGCUUGGACAAGGGCGACUUUUUCUCCGCGUGGGGCGGCAUUGCAUCGGUGGGCUUUGGCUUACCCAUCUUGCAUACUGAAGGCCAGAAAAUGGAUCCGCCUGUUACCGUGGCCGAAAUCAGCGAAUGGUGCCUGUGGAACACCGCCAAACAAGUGGGUUUGUCUCACCGCAAGGGGAAAAUCGCCGUGGGAUACGACGCCGAUUUAUGUGUAUUUGACCCAGAAGCAGAGUACGAAGUGAGUAAUGCGGAAACUUUCUUCAAGAACAAAUUAACCGCCUACGAUGGAAUGCGUUUGCGCGGGCGCGUGACGGAAACUUGGGUUCGCGGCCGCACUGUUUUCACUUUGAAGGCCGGGCAUUCGCGCCAGGCCUUGGGCCGGUUGAUCUUGGAGCCCCGCACAACAUGA
Messenger RNA from Clavispora lusitaniae ATCC 42720, 2076 nucleotides. RefSeq names its product allantoinase (gene DAL1). NCBI's taxonomy places the organism in Eukaryota, Fungi, Ascomycota, Pichiomycetes, Serinales, Metschnikowiaceae. Gene Ontology annotation, molecular function: allantoinase activity. Gene Ontology annotation, cellular component: cytoplasm. The record is from RefSeq and is a predicted model, not a curated record. Gene Ontology annotation, biological process: purine nucleobase catabolic process.